Messenger RNA from Cololabis saira (Pacific saury), 1431 nucleotides. RefSeq names its product homeobox D12a (gene hoxd12a). Lineage: Eukaryota; Metazoa; Chordata; Actinopteri; Beloniformes; Belonidae. Gene Ontology annotation, biological process: regulation of DNA-templated transcription. The coding region runs from base 29 to 844 and encodes 271 amino acids. The transcript is spliced from 2 exons. The record is from RefSeq and is a predicted model, not a curated record. Gene Ontology annotation, molecular function: DNA-binding transcription factor activity, RNA polymerase II-specific; sequence-specific double-stranded DNA binding.
UGCAAGAAAGCGUUUGAGAAAAAGCUCCAUGGAUAUGUGUGAGAGGAAUCCUUUAAAUCCGGGCUACGUUGGUUCUCUGCUGAAUUUUGCUCCUCCAGAGUCGCUUUAUUUCGCCAACUUGCGCGGCAAUGGGGCGCACAUACCCGGGCUGCAUCAGCUCCCCUACAGCCGCAGGGAGGUGUGCUCGCUCCCGUGGACUUCCUCAAGUUCGGGCGCAUCUGGACCUGCAGCGGCGCCGGCGCAGGGCCGCGCCUUCGACGGCUACUGUCCGCCGUUCCUGCCCGGCUCCCCGUCCCUGAACAGCGACUCCGCCGGCGGCCUGCACGCCAAGACGCACCCGGGGGGAAGCAGUGAGUCCGGGGCUCGCUGCUUCCAGGACGCGGCAUCGCGCAAGUCGGAGGAGUCUGGCAGGCAGGGGGACGUUUACGCACCGGAACAUGCGGUGGUCCGCGGAUACUCGCAGCUGGACGGUGCUGGGUCUCACGGGGCUGCGGCACAACUCGAUCCAGAUCCGGUGUCUCCCCUGAAUCUGAACGGCUCCAAACGGGAGCAAAGUCUUACAUCAUCAGGUGGCGCGUGCUCCAGGAUGACUUUUGGCCAAGGUGCCCCGUGGUGCUCGUCACAAGUCAAAACAAGGAAAAAGAGGAAGCCCUACACCAAGCCACAGCUGGCUGAACUUGAGAAUGAAUUUCUGAUGAGUGAAUUCAUCAAUCGCCAGAAACGCAAAGAACUGUCAGACAGACUCGACCUGAGCGACCAGCAGGUGAAAAUAUGGUUUCAGAACAGGAGGAUGAAGAAGAAACGACUGAUGAUACGCGAACAGGCUUUCUCCGCUUACUGCUGACCUUUGGACUUGAUCCUGACCGGCUGCGCGUCCACGCCACAUCUCAGUUGUCCAACACGAUCUCCACCCCCCCAGAAAAGUUAUUUUUUUUCAUUUUCAUUUUUUAAAAUAAUGUGAGGUUUUGCAAAAUGAAAAGAAUUUACCUGGAGAGCCACUAAGCAAAAAAGAGACGCGUUUAAGAUCAGCAUGGCGCUGGAAGGAGGGUGCUGCUUCUGCUUACAUAUACCUCCCAUGUCUUAUCUACACUCCUCUAUGUGGUUUGAAUGAGGCUGCAAAAGCACUUUGGUUAAGGGGGGUAAAAAAAAUGAAAAGAAACUUUCAGAUUUACUAUGAAUACUUGCUUUGGGUGACGUCAUUGGGAAACGGUUCUCUGCGGUCAAAAUGUUUUAACAUAACGAUCGAUGCUGAUCUUUCUUUUUGGCUUAAAUAUCUCCAAUAUGAUCAGUAUUUCAUGUCACAAAGAAUGUAUUAAUAAUGCAAUAAACCAACGUCUUUUGGGGGGGAACUUUGAGGAAUUUUGAGGGAGAAUGUGAUGUGUCGUGCUUGCAGCCUGAGUUUAAUUUGAAGGUUACCUGCAAGUUCACGUU